Messenger RNA from Sceloporus undulatus (fence lizard), 3922 nucleotides. RefSeq names its product uromodulin like 1 (gene UMODL1). NCBI's taxonomy places the organism in Eukaryota, Metazoa, Chordata, Lepidosauria, Squamata, Phrynosomatidae. The record is from RefSeq and is a predicted model, not a curated record. Gene Ontology annotation, molecular function: peptidase inhibitor activity; calcium ion binding. The annotation marks the transcript as partial. Gene Ontology annotation, cellular component: extracellular region; cell surface. The transcript is spliced from 20 exons.
UCGGUAGCCCUAAGCAGGUCCAGUGAAUUUGCCUCAAGGCCUGGUGCCUGUCCAGCAAAGGAAAUGGAAGUAUUGAAUAUUUCAUGCACAUUCGAUUUGGAUUGUCCAGAACAUAAAAAAUGCUGUGAGACAUCUAAAGGAACUGGUUGCUCCAAUCCUGUACCUGAAGUUGAAAAAGUGACAAAACACUGGUAUAAUGUGUCUGUCCUGGUGAAAAUGGAUUUCAAUGAGUUAAGCAGAGUGGAUCCAAGACUUCUGAACCAUUCUCGUCUUCUCCACUCAAUGAUUAAUGGGGCAUUAUGGCCUUUGAAUGCUUCAGUGUACCAUAUCCGGACAACAAAGGCAGAACCCUAUACAGAGACUGUGGUUUCACAGGUUCUAGUUGGACUGCAAGAAUCGAUUCCAUCAGUGAACGUAUCUUCUUUGCUAAAUGACAUUGUGAUGAGAGUAUCUGAAGUUAUUGACAUAGUUGUGCAAGACUGGGAUCCAGGUUCAUCAGAUGUUCUGCUUCAGAAUAGAAAUUCUGUUUUGGUGCAAAAUUUUACAUCUGCUUCACAAGAAACUGGCAAACCAUUAGAAUCCGAAUGCUAUACUCUUCCUAUCAGAAAUCACAGGAUCUUUGGUGUAACUAACAGCAGUUUUGAAAUGUCUUGGAGUAUAAAUUCUAUGCAGAACCAUUCUUUCCAAGUAGAUAUAUUCAAAGGCAAGGAACUAAUUCAAAGAAUGGAAAUUAUGGAUAUGAAGCUAGAGGUGUCAAACUUGGAAGCUGGUGUCAUGUACACAGUGAACGUCAGCUAUGAAGUUUGUAGCAAGCACAUUUACUCUCACAAGAAUGUGAAGACAGAUGGCUUGAUAUUUGGUUUAACACUGAGGAUCUUGAACUAUAAUUUUACAAAUCAGCUUCUCAACAGCAGCAAUAUAGAAUAUCAGGCGUUUUCUGGCAGUUUGAUGACUGAGAUUAGAAAUUCAUUCCCUUCCAAUAUGUCAGCAUUAUACAAAAUGGGGAUGUUGAAAAUGCACCUUGACUCUUUUAAAGCUGGUAGUAUCAUUGUGAUACUUAAAAUCAUAAUAGGAGACAUGCAGUUUCCUAAAGACUUAUCUGUGUUUGAUUCAAUGAUUUCCUCACUAUACAAAAGUCGUGUGUUCCUUCUUGAUCCCAACAGCUCUGUAGUAGAAGACUGGAAUGAAUGUGCAUCUAGAGCAGAGAAUGAUUGCUGUAUGUUUGCAAGUUGUAUCAAUACAAUAGGCUCAUACAUAUGCAGAUGCAAGACAACGACAGAUGCCAAUCCACUCCGACCUGGGAGAAACUGUGAAGGUGAAAUUGUGGAUCCUACUACUGAAAUGGUACCUACAUUGGAAGCAAAUGUUACAGAAGGACUGUCAGUGAUUAGUGCCACUGCUCUGUCCAUGACAGAGAGCACAGUGAUUCCAUUCACUCCUAAAUCUACCGAGGCAAUGACAGUGCCCCCAAGUGGCACUCAAAUGUCAAACACUCUUUCAAUAGCAAAAAAUGUGCCAGCAUCUCAGAGUACAAGCACAUUAGGCUAUGUCAAGGAUAAUAAGAUUCUGAGUACCUCAGCAACAACAAGUCUAGCGACAACUAUGUGGGGCAAUGUCACAACAUCAAAUAGAAAUUUAGCAGAGGAAGGAUUAUCGAAACAAAAACAGCAGAACUCUUCAUUGUCCACGUUACCUGGAGUUUCAAAUACUACUGUUUAUCCUUUUGUGACAAGUGGGACUGUAGGAGAGGCAAGCACACCCAGCCUCUUAACUGACAGAAAUUCUCAGAAAGAUCCAUCCCUGAAUGUAACAGAACAUCCUGCUCUAAAUCAAAGCCUUGAUAAAGAGGUGGGGAAAGAUAACAGAUCGUGGUCAGAGGAAAAAAUAUCCAAAAUGUCCCUGUCUUCCUCUGAGGAGCACACCCAUUCCGCCUUUGCUACAGAUUGUGGUGUGCCUCCUCAAGCUGGAAGAAUUAUUUUUUCCAAUAUAACCAGUACUAGCUUUCAUGUCGGCUGUCCCACAAAUUUUUCACAGAAUUCUGCUUUCCAGUUUUUUCUCUUUGAGGGAAAGCAGCUUCUACAAGAGAUUAAAACCCAGAGCAGCAACUUGACUUUUUCCAGAUUAAAACCUGGGAUUUUGUAUACUGUGGAAAUGCAGGUGGAAGUUUGUGGAAAGAAAGGUAAACUAGUACAGCAUAAAGUAAUGACAGCUGUGCAGAAAUUUAAUGGAACAGUCAGGAUAUCAAAUAUGAACUAUAGAUCAGAGUUCAGCGAUUCAAGUAGUGAAGAGUUCCAAAAUUUUACACAGUUGUUUCUCACUGAAAUACGCACAUCUCUGCCCCUUAGCAUUAUUCAGAAAAUGGAUGCUGGUAUGAUUCAAAUGUUGAUAAUGAAUAUUACCAAUGGAAGCAUAGUGGUAAGCUUCAGUCUCCUGAUUCCAGCAGAUAUGGAUGCAAACAAUGUUACUAGAUCUUUUCUUGAAGCUUUUCAAAACAAUUGCUAUUUGAUGAUUGAUAACAGCAGUGUCUCCAUACAUGAUUACGAUGAAUGUGUGAGAGAAGAAACUGAUUGUUCCGCUGAUGCAUCUUGCUAUAAUACUUAUGGAUCAUAUGAGUGCAACUGCAAAGAAGGAUUUAUCAAUGUAAACACUGAGAGACCUGGGAGAAUCUGUGAAGCCAAAGGUUUGGAGAAUACAGUCACAAGCUCUUCAGUUAAUAAAGCAUUAACAGAACCAACAGUGAAUGACCGUAAUUCACUUCAAGCUUCAUCCUUGCCAUUCACUAAGUUUUCAAUUAAGAAUGAAGUCCAAGUGCUUUGUGAGUUUGAAAAAAUUGUCAUCUCCAUCCAGAAGGCUUUCCUGCAGAACCGAUCAAUCCCAGAAUCUUCUUUUUACCUGGGAAGACCUCACUGCAAUGUAAGCAAAAGCAAUUCCAGUCAUGUCAUUCUUCAAACCGGAUGGAAUGAAUGUGGAACUGAAGUACAAAGUAAUACAACACACACCAUAGUAAAAACAAUUCUCCGAAAUGAUAUGUCUUCCCUGGGUGUUAUCCACCAUUUAAGAGUUGCCAGCCCGAUUCAUUGUGUGUUUCCGAAUGAUCUCUUGACUUCAUCUGGAUACACUCAGGAAGGAGUUUAUACAAUGUUUGAGGAUUUACAUGGAUCAGGACGUUUCUUAACAGAAAUGCAGUUGUUCAUUGGAAAUUCUCCAGUUCCCAAAAAUUUCAGCAUCUCUGCUAGUGAAGACAUAAUGAUUGAGGUGGGAAUUCAGACAGAAGAUAGCAAGCUCAAGGUGGUUGUUGGUGAAUGUUGGGCGACUCCAACUAAUAACUCAAUGGAUCUUCUAUCAUUUCCUUUUAUACAUGGCAGCUGUCCAGUUCCAAAUACUCACACCACAGUGAUUUCAAAUGGGAUGUCCAGAAAAGCCCAGUUUAAGCUGAAAAUCUUUUCUUUUGUGAAUGACUCAGUGGUUUACUUACAUUGCAAAAUCCAUGUUUGCAUGGAAACACCUGGAACUACUUGCAAGGCGAGCUGCAGUGGGUUCCGUUCUCAAAGGAGUGGGGAAACUAUUGCAAUGCCCAGGACAUCUUGGGGGCCUCUGCGCAAAUCCAGUGAUGAUUUAAAGGACAAGAAAGUGCCUGGCUUAGGAGCAGGAUAUAUAAUACUCAUUGUGCUUGGUAUAUUUGUUCUUGCACUGGGAACAGUGGGAUUUUUUGUUUGCCGACACCAACGGAAGGCUGGCACAUACAACUUCAAAAUCAAAUCUGACAAUUUUAACUACCAAGUGUUCUGUGAUUGAACAUUGCAGUCUUAUCACGUAGCCUUCAUGGCCAAGGAGGAAGCAUGGCCACUGCCUACAUGGAUAUCCCUCUGGAUCAACCUGAGAACAUCUAUAACAACUUCUUGGCAAAAUGUAUGCCUGUGAC